CGCGGAGGCGGCGCGCGGAACAGUCGCCGCCUGGACCAUGACGCGCGUGCACUCGGCGCUGGGCGCGCUGCUCGCCUUGGCGGCCUCGCUGGCGGCCUGCGCGUCCGCCCUGGAGGCGCGCCCGUGCCGCUGCGUGCGCUUCACCACGGACUGCUCCUCGCGGCAGCUCACCCGCGUGCGGGAGGGCACCGUCUGCUCCCACGCCACCAAGCUCGACCUCAGCAAUAACGACUUCCGCGAGAUUCCGCCGGGACUCGGCGUCAACCUCACCGAAAUCGACCUCUCGCGGAAUCGCAUCAACGUGUCCACGCCCGCGCUGCGCGCCAUGUCCAGACUGAGGGUGCUCAACUUGAAGGUGAACUCGCUCACGUCGUUGGAUUUCUUGCCCGACACGUGCGUGUUGAGGAGUUUGGACGUGUCGGUGAACGACAUCGCGGGAGUGGGAAGCGCCCUGUGGAGGUGCUCGCAGCUGGAGACGCUCGAUCUCUCGUUUAAUAAGAUCACUUCGCUGAACGAAAGCGGGUUUGCUGUCCUGACGCGACUCAGGAGGCUCGACCUGUCGGGGAACAAGUUGAGCCACCUGCCGAACGGUGCGUUCCUCGGCCUCUCUCAGCUGAGCUGGCUGUCGCUACGCGCGUGCGGCCUGUCCGCACUGCCCGACGGCGCCUUUCGCGGGCUGUCCGCGCUGCGCCAGCUGCACCUGCAGCAGAACCCGCAGCUGGCGACGCCGCUGGCGCCGGCCGUGCUGGCACCGCUGACGCAGCUGCAGGGACUGGAGCUGGACCGGCUCGAAGGCGACGCCUCGGCGCGCACUCAGCGGUGGGCAACCCAACCCCGACAAAGUAGACGGGAAAGGGAAAGGAAACUUCACGCCCAGCCAAAUUCGGACUAACAAAUUACGAUUCUUGCUCUUAAGAACAGACACAGAAUACUCUGGCGGGGGGAAAAAUUGGCCAUCGGAGAGCAGACUGAGGAUGUAGUUGACUGUGCAUAGAUAUUUUGACGAGUACCGGCCAGAUCCGUUGCUGACGAAGAAAUACAUCAACAGCAUAUUUUUGCAGUACCGUAAUAUUUGAUGAAUUACAAAUAACUUUUCUUUAUAUAAUACAUGUUCUAUUACCAUGUUCUGACUAAAUAGGAGAAACAUUAUAAGUUUUGUGGUGAGAUUUUGUAGUUUAAAAGCCAGAGGUUCCUCUAUGAUCACUGAUACUUGUUACAGUACAUUUUAUUUCUGACUUCAUUUUGAUAAAAAGUGAGGGAAAUUCGAGUAGUACUGCAUAAUGUACACCCUGCAUAUUAUGUAGCAAUUGUAAGUUUAUGGGGUGCAAAAUGCAAACAAGUUAUGGUAAGGAAAUAGAAAAGAUUACAGAAACACCUAUUCCCAAAAAUAAAAUCAAAAUUAUACAAAGUAGAGGAGAAUUUAAUAAAUCCCAUUGUCACAUGUGGCAUACUUCAUGCAUAAUAUGGGAGUGCCAAAUGAAAGGCAUAAAUAUUUAAAAAAUGAACUAACCUAAAAAAAUAUCUUUACUUGAUACAAAAAGAUUAUACUUUUAUGGCCUCUUAAUGCAGAUUUUCUAGUGCAUAUUUGAUUUCAGCAAGUGAGUACUUCAUAAUAAAAAAAAAUACUCUUAUUUAAAGAAAAUAAUAUUUUACUACAAACGAAUCUUUUUGAUGCAAAUUCCUGACACUUUGUUUAACAUACCCAAUAAUUCUACAUUACUUUUGGUUUUAAAUAUAUAGCUUGUAUUACAUUUGGCAAAUCUAUGUACAUUUUGUGGCACAAAGGAACCAUACAUUUUAUCUAUUUGCAAGAAUGUGGGUACACCAGAUGCUUAAAUUUUCUUUAAAAAGUUUAAG
Molecule: messenger RNA, 1857 nt
Organism: Gryllus bimaculatus (two-spotted cricket)
Lineage: Eukaryota; Metazoa; Arthropoda; Insecta; Orthoptera; Gryllidae
Source: the annotation of a GenBank genome assembly